GCAGUUGGAUAGCCAUAGCCAUUAGCCACUAGCCAGCCGAUAUCCUCCAUCGACUGAAACUCCGGCGGUGGAUCACCGUCAUCUUCGCCCGACGCCGUUUGCAGCUUCAUCAAGCGGCGGGAGGCUCGCUCUGUGCCCGCAGUGCACAAAUGAGAAGGAAAUAGAGAGAGUAUGACGGAUUGACCGAUUUUUUUCAGAAGGGGAAGAGGGAGCUUAAUUCGGUUCUUUGCUUCAAGCUGAAAAUUUUUUUGGGUUCAGUCACAUUUACCAGAGAAGAAUUUGCAGCUGACUUAAAGUUCUUGAUGAAUUCCCUACAUUUCUCUUCUUCCCUACCUCUGUUGCCAUCACUUUCUGGGCGUCCCCUACCUUAUAUCGCACCCCAGUGUUGUUAUUUUGGUUCUAGUGACCACCGUCAGCACAAACACCAUCUCUCUCGUUCUUCUUUAUCCUUUAACUUAUCAAAUUUCCGUUUGUCGUAUAUGAGUACAAACGCUCUGUCAAAUGAGGGGACAAUUCCUGUUAUGAACUUUGAGGAACUUGCAGAGAAAGAUUGGUCCUUUCUUGAGAUGGAUGACGAUCCUCAAGCAGGCAACAAUGUCAGACGCAUAAUAUCUGCAGGAGAACUAGAGAGCACCUCCAAGGUUUUGGUUACUUUUGGUUCUGAAGGUUUUGUAGAUAGGUUGUUUGAUACGUCAAAUUGCCAGCUUCUGCUUGUUGUCCAUGAUUCACUCUUGGUGUUGGCUUGUAUAAAGGAAAAAUAUGACAAGAUUAAGUGCUGGCAAGGUGAACUAAUAUAUGUUCCAGAUAAGUGGGCGCCUUUUGAUGUGGUGUACAUUUAUUAUCUGCCAGCUUUACCAUUCACCCUUGACCAGGUUUUUGAAGCACUAGCCGAGCGAUGCCUCCCAGGUGCCAGAAUCGUUAUUGGUCAUCCUCUAGGGAGGCAAGUCCUGGAGCAGCAGCGGCAAGAAUUUCCCAACUGCAUAGUCUCUGAUUUGCCUGAUAAGAUGACCUUAGAGAAGGUUGCAGUUGCCCAUUUCUUUGAAAUGGCAGAUUUUGUAGAUGAGCCUGGAUUUUAUCUUACUGUUUUGAAGUUCAAUGGGGCAUGAAUACGACUUCUGUUAUGUUAGAGGGACCACUUGGUGUAAUAGAACAAAUGAAUUUCGAUCAAGUAAAGUAAAUUCAGCUUCGGGAGCUCAGAA
Messenger RNA from Syzygium oleosum, 1199 nucleotides. RefSeq lists its product as uncharacterized. NCBI's taxonomy places the organism in Eukaryota, Viridiplantae, Streptophyta, Magnoliopsida, Myrtales, Myrtaceae. The transcript is spliced from 3 exons. Bases 303 to 1106 code for a protein of 267 amino acids. The record is from RefSeq and is a predicted model, not a curated record.